UGGCUCUCUCCACAUGACUCCAGCUCACCAGUUUUUCGUUUCAGCUUGGUGAGCUACAUGCAACUCUCCUCUUCUGCUCCCAAUGACUCGCUCCAAUUCACAGUCGCAGUCGCACUCUUGUUAUGCACCCCGAGCUUUAGCCGGUUCUUGCCUCCUGGGUCCGGCAAUGUAGUCUUGAACAAGAGAAGAAGUAGAGUCAGGUUUGUAAGUGGGAGAGCGUUGUUACGAUCACAAGUAAAUGACCCUUUAUUGGACGGCUCGACUUUGGAGUUACCGACACGGAAAGGUCGGUCUUUUCUCCCUUCCCAGCAAUAUUUUAGUGGCAUUUUGGGGACUUCCGUUGAGGCUUUGUAGUUGGGGUAGAUGAACGAACUUAAGAAGACGGAGAUAACAAAGGUGGCUAGGUUGGUCAGAAAAUCUGAGUGGAAAAAUGCAGAGUUAGUUUGAGUUUUGGCGUAGAAUAUCCAACCAACAAGAUUUCAUUCUUCUGAUAAACAGCGAAAACUCGGAAAAAGUGGGGAAAUCUCGUGGGGUUUCAAGCUGGGGGUUGUGAUCAUUCAUUUGAUGAAGGACUGUUGUUGAGAGAAGCAGCUGCAUAAAAUCAGGUGGGUUUUGCAGUGUCUGAUUGUUGUGGAAUUAAUGCAAGCAUCAAAACAAUAGUAAGAACUGGUGAGACAUACAAGCAUUCGCAGGGCCACGCCUCUUCAAUAUCGCCAAGGUCUCAGAAAUUAAGGUGGUGCUGGUAUUGUUGAUGAUCUAUUGAUUUUGGAGUUGUAUUGUAUCAACUCUUUGGGAGAAAAUGGUGGGUAGUGUUGAGAGGGUUGCUCAAAAUGGAUACUCAAAUGGAUCCAUUCACAAUAAUGGGAAUGGUUUGGAGGAAAAACUCGACGAGCUCAGGCGUCUUCUCCUCAAGGCCGAUGGCGAUCCAUUGAGAAUUGUCGGUGUGGGGGCUGGUGCUUGGGGCAGUGUUUUUGCAGCUCUGCUUCAAGAUAGCUACGGCCAAUUUCGUGACAAAGUUCAAAUCAGGAUAUGGCGAAGGCCUGGUCGAGCCGUGGACAGAGCCACGGCUGAACAUCUCUUUGAAGUCAUAAAUUCAAGGGAGGAUGUCUUAAGGAGGUUGAUACGACGCUGCGCGUAUCUGAAGUACGUCGAGGCUAGACUUGGCGAUCGUACUCUGUUAGCUGAUGAGAUUCUGAAAGACGGUUUCUGCUUAAACAUGAUCGAUACGCCUCUCUGUCCCUUGAAGGUGGUCACCAACUUGCAGGAGGCCAUUUGGGACGCCGAUAUCGUGGUGAACGGGUUGCCUUCCACGGAGACGAGUGAGGUGUUUGAAGAGAUCAAUCACUAUUGGAAGGAGAGGAUCUCCAUGCCCAUCAUUAUUUCUUUGGCGAAGGGCAUAGAAGCUGCAUUAGAUCCCGAACCUCAUAUUGUAACUCCCACUCAGAUGAUCAACCGUGCAACUGGAAUCCCCACGGAGAACAUACUUUAUCUUGGUGGACCGAAUAUUGCCUCUGAGAUUUACAACAAGGAGUAUGCAAAUGCUCGAAUUUGUGGAUCCGACAAAUGGAGGAAGCCUCUCGCGAAAUUUUUGAGACAACCCCAUUUCAUAGUGUGGGACAAUAGCGAUCUUGUCACGCACGAGGUCAUGGGCGGCCUCAAGAAUGUCUAUGCCAUUGGAGCUGGAAUGGUUGCUGCUCUUACCAAUGAAAGUGCUACCAGCAAAUCGGUGUACUUUGCACAUUGUACAUCGGAGAUGAUCUUCAUAACCCAUCUGUUGGCAGAAGAACCGGAGAAACUGGCAGGGCCUUUGCUGGCCGACACGUACGUGACAUUGUUGAAAGGUCGUAACGCAUGGUACGGGCAGAUGUUAGCCAAGGGGCAGCUGAACCUGGACAUGGGAGAUAAUAUCAGCGGGAAAGGAAUGAUUCAGGGUGUCUCAGCUGUCGGAGCCUUCUAUGAACUAUUGAGCCAGUCGAGCUUAAGCUUGUUGCAUCCAGAAGAAAAGAAGCCUGUUGCUCCUGUUGAACUCUGCCCGAUCCUGAAGACACUAUAUAAGAUUCUGAUAGUGAGGGAACAACCUGCGCGAGCUAUCCUGCAAGCUCUGAGGGAUGAAACCUUGAACGACCCUCGCGAACGAAUCGAGAUUGCACAGAGCCAUGCUUUCUACCGACCUUCGCUUCUUGGUCAGCCUUGAGCAGCUUGUUCAUCCGAGAGAGCGAUAAUAAGAAACCAUCGUCUUCACAGGACAGGACCAUUAACUAAUACCCAAGACAGAAACAUAAUGGGCUUGUAAUGGAUUUUGAUUUAAUACAUCUACAUUUUGAUCAACUGGUAGCUCUUGCGCUUUAGCUA
Rhodamnia argentea is the source of this 2352-nucleotide messenger RNA. RefSeq names its product glycerol-3-phosphate dehydrogenase [NAD(+)] GPDHC1, cytosolic. Gene Ontology annotation, biological process: glycerol-3-phosphate catabolic process; carbohydrate metabolic process. Lineage: Eukaryota; Viridiplantae; Streptophyta; Magnoliopsida; Myrtales; Myrtaceae. The record is from RefSeq and is a predicted model, not a curated record. Gene Ontology annotation, molecular function: glycerol-3-phosphate dehydrogenase [NAD(P)+] activity; NAD binding. Bases 800 to 2194 code for a protein of 464 amino acids. The transcript is spliced from 5 exons. Gene Ontology annotation, cellular component: cytosol; glycerol-3-phosphate dehydrogenase (FAD) complex.